AUGGGCACCUUGAUGGACACAGCUCACCGACCCAUCAUUUCCUCAACCAACUAUAACGAACCACCACCCAGCUCCCCGCUACCAACCAAUUACAGUCAUCAUGUCUCCAUGCACCUGCAACACCUGCUCCUGCAAGGGCGACUGCUCUAG
Ascochyta rabiei is the source of this 150-nucleotide messenger RNA. RefSeq lists its product as uncharacterized. The record is from RefSeq and is a predicted model, not a curated record. The transcript is spliced from 2 exons. The coding region runs from base 1 to 150 and encodes 49 amino acids. Lineage: Eukaryota; Fungi; Ascomycota; Dothideomycetes; Pleosporales; Didymellaceae.